Molecule: messenger RNA, 2610 nt
Organism: Cladophialophora psammophila CBS 110553
Lineage: Eukaryota; Fungi; Ascomycota; Eurotiomycetes; Chaetothyriales; Herpotrichiellaceae
Exons: 1
Coding region: 1-2610 (869 amino acids)
Molecular function (GO): protein binding
Source: RefSeq, a predicted model, not a curated record
AUGCAAAACCAACCUUUUCAAUCUUCUUUCCAUAGAUCACUGAUCUUCUCCAUCGCCAACAAUUUUGCGGGCCUCGAUGGCGUGCCAAUGGGGGCAGUGCUCGAAUAUCUGGCAAAAGAUCCUCACAUGCACCUUCAAUUUAUGAAAUAUCUUCGGGCGGGCCCGAAAUAUGUCUGUAAGGCCAUCGCAGAAAACUUGAUUCGGGCUGCCAUCGAAAAGUGCGACGCCACUCUGGUCACGGCGCUUUUGAGCACAGGUUUGGUGACAGCUGAUGGGAUCGUAUGUCUAGUCAAGGGUUCACGAUGCGCAGCCGUACAGCGCUCGGCGAUGCUCCGAAGUAUCGAAGUUACAAGGGCUCUUCUUGUUGCCGGCGCCAAUGUCAAAAAGGCUUAUGGCGCCUGGGGAGGACCCCUCGAGUUGGCUAUUCGAUCUGGUAAGAAAGCUAGCCCGGUCGAUAUUGAGUUGGUCAAUUUACUUCUUGAAUGGGGUGCUGAAGUACGCUCGACCCAUCUUCUUUUUGCGGCUCGGGAAAAAGACGACAUCUUGUUCAGAAGCCUGAUGUCCAAAUUCUCCCCGCUCCAGUGCCAUGAGUAUCUUCAUGCCAAAAAGUUCGAGGUGAAGUCGUUCAUUGAUGUAGCAAUUGGAUUGCUGGAUUGCGAGCUCGCCACCAUGGCGGUUACACUGAUGCUCCAAGCCCAUUUUCAAACAGGUUGCGGCAAAUGUCCACAAUCGUCCAGGAUAUUACGAAGAUCGAUUUCAAAUGCCGCCAUGAGAGGAUUUUCCGACCUCGUUAUUCUUCUCCUCGAAUACAUACCCAAGACAGAUCUUCCCCUGGCACCAGCCGUGCGGAGUGGCCAACGGGAUUUAAUUGAACUUCUCCUGGAACAAGGGGCUGCCGUCGACCCAGCAGCAUACGAUCUGAUCGGCGACAUGUCCCCGACGUCUACGCCGCUGGCUGAAGCAAUCCGAGGUGGCAACAAUGAACUCGUACGUGAUUUUGAGAAUCGUGGGGCGUUGUCCCGGAUCCGCGAACGAGGCCGCUUCGAUGCAGCAAUCUAUGCAGCAGCUGAAGUGAACAAUAUCGCCUAUGCACAGAAGCUUUUGCAAAUAGCCCCAGACAUAUCAGGAGGAGCCUUGAGUCCCGCUCUCGAAAUCUCGAUUCAAAAAGGACAUGAAGACAUGGCAUUGCUACUGCUUAGGGCAGGUGCUGACGUCAACGUCUUUUCGAAUAAGAUAGGGAGAGGGCUCUACAUGGAUAAGGGCGACGCUAUACUGCUUAUAGCUCUGCGUCAGAGGAACGAAGUCCUGGCCCGAGCAGUUAUGGGUUGCGGCAUGGAAGUCAAUGUCUCCAUGCACGGCCGUCCCUUUGACAGCCCGCUGCUGCUGGCAGUUCGUUGGGGGAACCUCGGUAUCAUUAGAGAUUUGCUGUCAAUGGGCGCAGUCGUUGAUGAGGAUGGUGAAAUUGAUGGUGUCCUUGAUCGAAGAGUUAACACCGACGAUGAUGAUGAUGAUCAUCGUAUCCAUUGUACCUAUCAGGAUCCGAGGGACUUCAGAGAGACCGCAGUCACCGCCGCUGUUAAGGGGAGCAAUAAGCUCUUGGUUGAGCUCCUAGUUAACAAGUACCAGGCAAGUUUGAACUUGUUUUCUGACAGGGAAACAUCUCCGCUAGCUGCAGCCAUAUCAAAUAAGGACACCGACAUGCUUCGGUACUUAUUGGAACUAGGGGCAGACCCAGCAUGUCAUUCAGCGUUCAGAAAAGCGAUCUCAGGUGGUGGGGAGUUGUUCUCGGAGCUCCUAUGCGCAUUCCGUGCUAAAUAUCCCAUGGGAAAGCCAGGUUUUGGCGGGGUGCCACUAAGCAUUGCCAUCAGACGCAAUGAUGAACAAGGCCUCGACGCGCUACUCGAAGCAAAAUUCGAUGUCAACGCUUUCGCCUUUAUGGGUAAUUGGAUGUUAAAUUCUCUUGGGACAGCAAUCAGGGAGCAUGGCAGACGCAACUUGAGUAUCAUCAGAAAGCUCAUUCGCGCAGGCAGUGAUGUCAACGAGAUAGUAGCAAGAAAUAUGCCAGCUGCGCUCUUGUCACUGAGGACAGCACUUCUUGAAGCCAUAUCAACCAAAAACAAGGCCCUCGUGGAGCUCCUUGUCGAAGCGGGCGCCGAUACAAAUAGACCUGCUCAGUUGGGUAUUAAGCGGACGCCGCUUCAACAUGCUUGCGAGGUUGGCAGCCUUGAGAUAGCAGAGUUCCUCCUGGACAGAGGAGCGGACGUCAAUGAAGAGCCGGCUUUCAGAGGAGGGGCCACUUCACUACAACUCUGUACGAUGGCAGGCUAUGCUGGAAUCGCGGACAAGUUAUUGAAAAGUGGCGCUGAUGUCCAUGCCCCCCGUCCUGAAUCGAAGGGCCGGACCGCCUUGGAAGGGGCCGCAGAGCAUGGUCGCCUUGACAUGCUCAGGAUUCUCUGGGAUGCGACUGCUGGCCAAGGGUUUGAUGCAGAGCAGAUUGAGAGUGCGAUGAAGCUCGCUGAAGGGAAUGGGCAUUUGGCGUGUCGCGAUUUGAUCCAGAAGCUGCGACUCGUUGGCCGGGCGCUCAUUAUGCCCGAGCCAUUCGACUUUUGA